Molecule: messenger RNA, 891 nt
Organism: Boleophthalmus pectinirostris (great blue-spotted mudskipper)
Lineage: Eukaryota; Metazoa; Chordata; Actinopteri; Gobiiformes; Gobiidae
Product: amine sulfotransferase-like
Biological process (GO): sulfation
Cellular component (GO): cytoplasm
Molecular function (GO): sulfotransferase activity
Source: RefSeq, a predicted model, not a curated record
GCACGUGUUCAGCUCGACUAACUCUGCUUCUUCUCCAUCGCCAUGGCAGGUUUCAUCGAAUAUAAAGGCUACAAUCUCAAUCCGCUUUUAACAUCGGCCGAGCACAUUGAAUCUCUGCAGAGCUUUGAGAUGAAAGAGGAUGAUGUGCUUUUGGUCACUUAUCCCAAAUCAGGCACUAUCUGGACCCAGCAGAUCAUCAUCUCCAUCUACGAGCUCACUGGAGAGGUGAAGGAAAGUUGUACUUUAAACGCGAUGCAGAUGCCAUGGAUGGAGAUAAGCCUGAUGAAGGAGAACAUGUCAAAAAUGCAAUCUCCUCGUCUAUUUUCUUCUCACCUAAUUCCCAGUCUCUUGCCUCCAGGGCUAAAGGACAAAAGAACAAAGAUUAUAUAUGUGAUGCGGAAUCCAAAAGACAACAUGGUCUCUUAUUAUAAAUUCAGACAUCCCAACAUCAGCUUUGAGGAGUUUUUAGAGUACUUGACAGGAAAUGUGAUUUCUUCAUCCUGGUUUGAUCACAUCCGAGUGUGGCGUUCAGCUUUUGACCAGUACAACAUCUUCUACCUGACCUAUGAGGACAUGAUAAUGGACCUAAGAGGAGCAGUGGUGAAAAUCUGCCAGUUCUUGUGUAAAAAUCUCAGUGAUGCAGACAUUGACAAAGUUGUUGAAAAAGCAACAUUUGAAGCAAUGAAGAAGGACCCCAAAGCCAACUAUACACAUGCACCAAAAAGUCUGUUUAUGGGAGACUUCAUGCGCAAAGGGCGCAUUGGAGACUGGAAGAACACCUUCACUGUUGCUCAGAGUGAAAGAGUGGACCGAAUCCUGGAGGAGAGACUUGGAGACAUGAAUCUACACUUUAUCUGGGAAUAAAAGAAUUCUAAAUAAUCUGAAGACUAA